Alternaria atra is the source of this 648-nucleotide messenger RNA. RefSeq lists its product as uncharacterized. The record is from RefSeq and is a predicted model, not a curated record. The transcript has a single exon. Lineage: Eukaryota; Fungi; Ascomycota; Dothideomycetes; Pleosporales; Pleosporaceae. The coding region runs from base 1 to 648 and encodes 215 amino acids.
AUGAAGUCUCUCUUCAUCUUCACCGCGUUCACUUCCAGCGCUGUCGCCUCCGCGAUUCAGCUCCCCAACCUCAUGGACCGUGCUAUCGAUCCAGCGACUAUGAAUCCAACACUGUUCUCCGUACUAUCAGUGCUGAAAACCGGUAUGCCCACAGGCCCCAACGUCCCCAUGCCAACUGGCGAUUUAAUACCAGACUGGUACCAGAAUUUACCGGGAGAUGUCAAAAGGUUGUUGCCGUCGUUCUAUCCUGUUGCUGCUGCGGCUGCGUCUGCGACGUCGGAUGCGCAAAUUGUGAGCCAGGUGUCUGCGGUUGAAUCUAGUGUAUCAGUGGCGAGCGUUUCGAGUCUCACCUCAUCAUCUUUGUUGUCUGCGUCUUCGUCAUCGUCUUCUUCCAACGCCGACGACACUUCUUCCACGCCAUCCAUGUCGCAAUAUGCGUCCGCAGCCACCGACACAGUCUUGGCAUCUUCUUUGGUACCUCAUUCAAACAGCGCAUUGCAAACAGCAACACCUUCUGCGGCUCUAGCCAGCCUUGCAGCCACACCACCGAAUUCUCUUUCCACAGGCGCUAGGUUCGCGGUCAAGAUAGAGACAUUAGCGGUGGUUGCUUGGCUGAGUGUUGGAGCUGGGUUCUUCAUCUUAGCAUAG